Molecule: messenger RNA, 7964 nt
Organism: Seriola dumerili (greater amberjack)
Lineage: Eukaryota; Metazoa; Chordata; Actinopteri; Carangiformes; Carangidae
Gene: hipk3b
Product: homeodomain interacting protein kinase 3
Exons: 17
Coding region: 241-4122 (1293 amino acids)
Biological process (GO): peptidyl-threonine phosphorylation; peptidyl-serine phosphorylation
Cellular component (GO): cytoplasm; PML body; nucleus
Molecular function (GO): protein serine/threonine kinase activity; protein tyrosine kinase activity; ATP binding
Source: RefSeq, a predicted model, not a curated record
CAGCACCGCACGUCUAGACGGGGUAACGGACACCCUUUCAGAGAUGGGCUGCAUCGCCCUAAGAGGAAGGAGACGAAUUUGAACUGUGUAGCUACGACCUGGGCUCGGUGUGGUGUUUGUGGACGCUUAUAUGCAGGAGUUAUUUAAUGUUUAAAAUGUGGGAGAUGGUGGCGUUACCGAGAGCGAGCUCUCCCUUCCUGUCGUCUAGGACAAGAUGGCAGCAAUGCAGGCGAACUGUUCAUGGUAUGGAUUUAUAAGUCCAUAACAUGUUCAGAGAAGCCCUGGAUUAUACUUAUAGUGACUCUAUGUGAAGGUAUGGCCUCACAAGUCUUGGUCUACCCACCACACAUUUAUCAAACCCAGACAAGUGCCUUUAGCAGUGUGAAGAAACUCAAAGUUGAGCCCAGCAGCUGUGUGUACCAUGAGAGGGCACACCCGCGGACUUAUCUGAACAGCAGAACCCUUGGCAUUGUGCACCCAACGAAACAAGCCCACUCGUUUGUGAACCGAGACUUCGCAGUGGGCGUGAAAGUGCGUGGAGGACAAGAGUACCCGGUGCAGACGGUGGUGGUGCGUGGCGUACAGAGACAACAGCCCGGAAGAAGAGGAGGAGGAGGAGGAGGAGGAGGAGGAGGACCAGGCCCAGCUGCGGCCCAGCAGCGGCCGGACGCAGGGGUUGUCCACACGCAGGGCAAGGAGCAGCAGCAGACAGACACAGCAAAGGAGGAGGGUGACAGAGAAGAGAACUGUGGAGGUUUGAACUCAGCUGACAGCUCUCAGCGAUGUGGGCUGAAACGUAAAAGUGAGGAGCUGGAUAAUCGAGGGAGCACCAUGCAGAUUGUGGAGGAACUGUCAAUGUUGCCUGCCAUGUUGCAAACGACGAAUGUGGGGAACGCAGCCGUGACUGCACCUGCGGCCGUGGGGGCUGGAGGGGGCCCCUCCAAACAGGGUGCAGGGCCUGGGGGUGUAGGUGCAACAGGAGGGACAGGAGGAGGGGAUGGGGACUAUCAGGUAGUACAGCAUGAAGUCCUGGUUUCCAUGAAGAAUACUUAUGAAGUGCUGGAUUUCUUGGGGCGUGGCACAUUCGGCCAGGUUGUAAAGUGCUGGAAAAGGGGCACGGGUGAGGUAGUGGCAGUUAAGAUCCUGAAGAACCACCCUUCUUAUGCACGGCAGGGUCAAAUUGAAGUCAGCAUCCUUGCUCGUCUUAGUGGGGAGAAUGCAGAUGAGCACAACCUGGUGCGAGCCUUUGAAUGCUUCCAGCACCGCAGCCACACCUGUCUGGUGUUUGAGAUGCUUGAGCAGAAUCUGUACGAUUUCCUGAAGCAGAAUAAGUUCAGUCCCCUGCCUCUAAAAGUGAUCAGACCUGUGCUACAGCAGGUAGCUACAGCUCUGAAAAAGCUGAAGAGCAUGGGUCUGAUUCAUGCAGACCUCAAGCCGGAGAACAUAAUGCUGGUGGACCCAGUGAGGCAACCCUACAGGGUGAAGGUGAUAGACUUUGGCUCCGCCAGUCAUGUGUCCAAAGCAGUGUGCUCCACUUACCUCCAGUCUCGGUACUAUAGGGCUCCAGAGAUUAUUUUGGGAUUGCCGUUUUGUGAAGCCAUAGACAUGUGGUCCCUAGGCUGUGUGAUAGCUGAACUUUUUCUGGGCUGGCCCCUUUACCCUGGGGCCCUGGAGUACGACCAGAUUCGCUACAUUUCUCAGACACAAGGUUUGCCAGGAGAACAUUUAUUAAAUGCGGGGACAAAGACGGCACGGUUCUUUUGCAGAGAGUCUGACUCACCUUAUGCAGCAUGGAGACUAAAGUCAACAGAUGAGCACGAGACGGAGACGGGAAUGAAAUCAAAGGAAGCAAGGAAGUACAUCUUCAGCUGUUUGGAUGACAUAGCGCAUGUGAACUUGGUGAUGAAUCUGGAAGGUAGUGACUUGCUAGCGGAGAAGGCAGACCGCCGGGAGUUUGUGGGCCUGCUGAAGAAGAUGUUGUUGAUUGAUGCAGAGGAGAGGAUCGCCCCUGCCGAAGCUCUCAGCCACCCCUUUGUGACGAUGCAACACCUGCUCGACUUUCCCCAUAGCAACCAUGUUAAGUCAUGUUUCCACAUCAUGGAUGUUUGCUGGACUCGUCCCAGUGCAUAUGAGGCGGCCAACAGAAAUAAAGGUCCUUUUGUCAGACCUGUGACCACAACCGCUGCUGCCUCAAUCAACCAUCCCUUCAGCAAGAUGACCGGUGUCCAUGCUCAAGGGUUAGCCCCAUCAGCCCCCUCAGUGAUGCACCCUGGGAUAACACUGCAGACAGGAAGUGGUCAGUUUGGAUGCAACGAUUCGUUUCAGCAGGCACUCAUUCUAUGUCCCCCAACCAUUCAAGGAAUCCCCACCAACACAGCUAAACCAGCAGGCUACUCUGUUCGAAUGGAGGCUUCUGUGCCUCUGGUCACUCAAGCACCCCCCAUCCAGCCCAUACAAAUCAGACCUGGAGUCAUCACACAGGCCUGGUCCAACCGUGCACAGCAGAUCUUGGUGCCCACUUGGCAGCAGGUGACAUCAGUGCCCCCACCACCAACCACUUUGGCAUCUGACACUGUGGCGGGCUCACAGAGAUUGGGUGACUGGGGGAAAGUGCGUCCCCAUGGUAACCAUUACAGCUCCAUGAUUGCACACCCUCAGCCAUUCUUAACCAACCAAAUGACAAUGUCCACCCACCAGCCAAUCAACAUAGGCAUUGCACAUGUGGUGUGGCCGCAGCCAACUGCCAACAAGAGAGCCAAGCCUUGUGUGAACAGGGGCAGCAACUUCUCCCAAAACACGAACAUCCAAAAUUUAGCAUGCCAGUCCCCAAAGAUGGCUGAUACAGCAAAGAAUGUGGAGGUAGCAGAGGAGAAAGCCAGAUGCCCGGAGGUAGGGCACGCUGCUGGAGGGGAGCAACGAACAGGGCACGUGGAGGAGGAUGAUGAGGUGAACUGCUGUAAAGUGGAGCCAGACUGUGAGGAGCUUUCAGUUUCACAGGAGCAGCGGCAGGCCAUGGUGAUCUCUGACCUAGCCAGCCCAACUGUUAGUGUCAUCAGUAUCAGCAGCGAUGAGGAGGAGAGCGCACAAAGACACACGAUGGGGGAAUGUAAGGGUAGUGCAGAUUGUGAGGCGUGUCAGAGCACUGUCAGCAUGGAGAGAGUCUGUUCCCUCAGCAGUCCAGACAGCACGCUCAGCACCAGCUCUUCAGCCUCAGCCCAGUCCAGCACCUCACCCUGUAAACACCCCAACAGUAUGUCAGACGACGAACAGGAGAGUGGUUGUGACACAGUGGACAGCUCGCCUGCUUCAGACGCCUCCGGCCAUAGCAACAGUCCCUUCACAGAGAGACGCUACAUCGCUGACAGCAACCAGAACUGUGAGCCCCGUGUUGCAUGCGUUGCUCCGGAGACUGAACCUGGCAAGCCAACAGUUCGUACUGUUGUGGUGCCACCAAUGAGGGUGCAGAACAACAUCAACAACCCUGCCGUCAGUGAAACACCUGGCAACACAGUCUUAGAGUCUUCAUGCCCGUCCAAAGGGCGAGGCAUUCCUGGGCGACAGCAUCACCACUCCACUCCCCUCCUCAACAGGCCGCAGAAGAUCACCCCUGCAUUCCAGCCCCAGCAACCGCAGCCUAUAGGCUUUGGGCAGGUGCAGCAUUUCGGUUCCUGCCAUCAGGAAUGGAACGGCAACUUUGCCCACCGGAGACCACAAGCCUAUAUCCCUCCCACCAUGCAUGGGCACACAUUUACCCUGUCCCACAGCAGCCCAAAUCACACUACGGGCCCCCACCCCCACCUUGGGGGCCACCCGCACUCCCAGCCCACCUUACUGUCCUAUCCCCCAUCUGGUCCUCUGGUCACCGCUGCACCCGUGGCCCACCUCCUGGCUUCCCCUGGAGCCUCUCGCCCCGUCCUCCAGCCCACCUACAGCAUCUCCCACCCGGCAGGCAUCGUGCAUCAGGUCACAGUGGGCAUCAACCCCCGACUGCUGCCCUCCCCCACCUUGCACCCCCAGGGCCAAUUCAAGCCCCUCUUUCCCCCGCACUCCUACAUUGCCUCGCCCGCCUACGCCAGUUUCCCUCUCAGCCCUACCAAAAUAAACCAGUACCCUUAUAUCUGAGCAUGGUUGCCCAGGUACCCUUCAUACCACCUGAGGGCUAAGUUAGCAGGGCGAAUUCUAUCUUAAACCAACAUGGUUUUCAUUUCCAAAACCAUGGCACAACCACAGAGAAAGCAAGCUAUUUUUUGAAUCAUGUAGACUUGGGUGUAAUUGAACUUCAAGCUUUAAAAUAAGAGUUCCAAUGGUUUGAUUAGGGCAAAAAUUAAGAAGGAAAUAAUGUAUGAAUGAUUGAAUGAAAGAAUGAAUGGGUAGUUAAACUCACACUUAAUGUGUUUUGCACAUUUGAUAUAUCUUUGCAUUGGAUCUUCUACGAAUACUCCUCAAAACAGGUAAAUAAUUGGGGUGGUGUUGAAUAGUUAGACUUUGCACCCCUGAUCCCAGCUAUUUUUCUAUAUUGCCUUCUUGCGUGUGCAAGACACAUCCAUAUUUGUAAAGCCAUCCCAGUCUCUAGCUCUAGAUUGACAGAUGCACAUGUUGUCCACAGUGUAUGUUGUACUGCGUUUGAAGUAUUUGUACCUUUUCGGUGUCUUUUGGUGUUAGCAAUGUCAAGUCAAUUAACCGAUUUAAAUAGGGUUGUUCCUCACGCUGCAUGUGGUCUUGCAUGAGCAAAAAUGUAAACGGAAAGAUGCAUAGACGUUGCUCUUAUUGUUUGUGUCACAAGACUCGCUGCAUUGUAUAACUGUCCCUAGCCAUAGUGCCUUACAUAUUUGAGGUUGUUAAUGUUACUACUUAUAUAUGACUAUAUACAUGAAUAUUAAUGUACUGGACUGCAGCACUUGAAAUUCCAAUCAGUCGAUGCAUCCUAUGUGUGAGUAUAUAUAUAUGCACAUGUGUAUAUGUCCAUGCAUAGCCUGCAUGGAUGUGAUGUAUCGCGGAUAGCGGUGCUUAUUUUUUGGAGUCGGUGUAUAUUUCAGUGUGUAGUGAGUAACCUUUCUGUUCUUUCAAGAAGAACAGCAUGCUUUGCUGUUGCGAAUGCUUGCUGUUUCAUUAAAAUGUUUGUUUUUUUUUGUUUUUUUUUUCGUUCUCCCUAUCCCGAAUGAACUAGUGUACAAAGUGCAAGUACUGAGUAUUGCUUAAUAUUUGAUAAUCACUUUCUAUUUAGUGAAACUCUUAUUACUAACAGUAUUUGUACUGUUUGAUGAAACUGCAAUACAAUCUAAAUAGUCGUUGAUUAUUUUUCUUUUUCGUCUUUGUAUUUUCAUUUUGAGUGUUUUCACUUUGUUUCUUAGAUAUUUAGAAGUGUGGUGGGCAUGGCUUUGAUUAGGUAAGGAAAAAAUGCAAAUUAACGGUAUGGAAUCUUCUAAGCCUGAGCAAACCAUGCAGUAUUUGAUAUACACACAUAUAUGGACAUAUAUUAUAGAGCUAGACUAUUUAGUACAGAUGCUUGAUAAGGUGUGAGUUAAUUGUGUGCAAUUCUCUCAUUUAUGCAUGUGUGACAAAGUUAACUUUUUCCCUUUACAUUAUACCAUUUGUUAAAGGCUUAAGGCUUAUCGGUGUCAACUGCUUAUUUUAUACAUUCCGUCAGGGAGGAUAUAUACAUAUAUAUAUAUGAUGGAAGCACCAGUCUAUAUAUAUAUGUAGAUAUGCUGUGUGUGCAUUUUUUCUGUUCAUUUUACUAGUUAUAUGUGUUAUUUUUUUGUCUUUAAUUUUCAAAUGAAGUUGCUUGUGCAGCACCAAAGACUGUAAUUCAUUUCCUGAGCAAGGUAGCUAUUCUGUUUGCAUAGACCUCAGUUAUACUGUAGUUGUAGAAUGGGGUUAAAUUAAAACAAACAAACAAAAAAAAAAUUGUAUUUAAAAACGGCCGAGGUUUUGUCUAGCUUAUUGGGCAAUUAAUAAGUCGUAUCAUUUCUGUCUUGAAUGUAUCAUAGAUAAGCUGCUAUAUGAUGAUUGCCACUUCAAUAGCUGUGAAAUUAGGUGAUUUCUCUGAGUUUAAACCUAGCGUUGCUAUUUUUGUAUAGGUCCCUAAUUAUCUGAAAUAGAAGUGGUUUUGAUUUUUGUGUUUUGCGUUCAUAUUUGGAGUGUCAUUGUAACUACUGUAUUGCUGAUGAUGAAUAUUAGUUGCAUUUGUUGUUUCUCGGGGUGUGUGUUUUUGCAUCAGUAUUUUAUCCUUAUUAACCUUUUGGGCUCAUCACUGCAUAUAAAUGAUGUAUCGAUGUAACUUAAUUUUUUGUAUGUUUUCAUAUUGACGUUUUGUACACAUCUAAAGCUGUAGCUUGCAGGAUUGAUUUAACUUUUUCAUUGUAUGUAUACAAUAUACUACCAGUUCUCUUAAGUGUGUUACAGGAGCACUGUGAGAUGCCAGAAAAAAAAUCCAUUGUUUGUUGAAAAGCUUCUGUAAUGUUUUCACCAGUCACACACAAACACACUCGCCACUAAGCACUCAUACAGGUAGUUAGGCUUGUAAGGGUUUGGGUGAUUAGACUGUGUGUCCAAAAAUAAACUUAGCCCAAUGUUUCUGUUCAGAAAUAACAUUUUACAACUUGUUUUACUGUUAAAUUGAUUUAAACAAAUAUUUAUUGCAACUUUUUUAUCUGUUCAAUGUUAUAUCUGGCUAGAAUAUCAGUUUCACAAUUUGUUAUUCUAAACUGCCUUGUGUUCGGAUCGCUCUCCCCUUUAUGAGUGUCUCAUAUCAAAAUAAUGUUUUGUCAAUGCAAAACUGUGGCCAUUGUCUUGUUCCUUACUGAAAUUGAGACAGUGUGAGCAGCACUGUGUAUGUGCCUUGAGAUUCAGAAAGUGAGAAUUCGAGAUGGUGAUUCCUCACCACUUAUUUGAGGAGGAAGGCAUAGAGUCCAAUUACAGUCCGUUACCAUGUAGACAGUUCUUUAACGGCCUCUCUAGACUAAGAAUUAAAAAAAAAAACACACACACACACACACACACACACACACACACACACACACACACAAAACACACACAAAAUAGGACUUCAUCACAAUGUCAUUCCAGGGACUUGUACUCCUCUGAUCAGCUUGUAGACACGACACAACAGAGUGACAUGUACACGGUGGUGGUUCUCCUCUUGUUACAGAUAACCGUCACCAAAGUCUCUCUGUGAUAACACACCAAUAAAACACACAUAAAACACAUGUACUCUUUGAAUGAUAUGACACUCAACGAUGUUUGGAUAGUCACUCUGGCUGAACAGCAGAUGCAAUACUUUACAUUGUGCGGUCAUUGCACCACCAAGUGUUCUUAGAUAAUCUCCAUGCUUUACAUGACCUUGCAUGUACACCUAAGUUGCUUCACUUUGUCUGCCUAGAAGCUGUCUGCUCAGAGCAGCUUUUCCAUCGUGCAAGUUAAGGCUGAGCGGGAGUAACCAGAGCACGGUUGACAACACUGGCUUUUUAAAAUCCGGGGAGCCGUGCUGUAUGUCCAGGAAUAGUCUUUCUGGAUGUUUAUUAUGUGUUCUGGAUGGAAGCGGCUCUGUCAAGGAGAUUAUUGUGGUUUCUCUGCAGUCAGUCAGUCAUGAGUGCAAUACUCCACAUUUAAACACUGACAUUGAUAUGGUUGUAUGUUUUUUGAUAGCUUUUUUCUUACCUGUAUGCUUUACUGAUCAUACUCAAGUAUCAUUUUGGGAAAGAAAGCUUAUGACGACAAGGCAUGAACUUGGCAGAUUAGUGCUUGAAAUAGUUCCCCUAUACUAAGCAUGUGAAAUGUAAUCUGUGUUUUGAUUCCUCCAAAGGUAUUCACCAGCAAUGCGCCUGCAUAAACUCUCCAGUACUUGUUUAGGAAAAGAAUGGAUGCAAGAGGAGAGAAAUCUUAGAACUGUUUUUAAUUUUUCACACAAUUGACACUUUGGUUUAUGGAUAACUUUUUUUUUUUCUUUUUUUUUUUUUUUGAGG